CAUAAACCACGCCGCCGCGCCGGGCGUCGAUUACACAGUUUUGGGUGUUUAUUAAUUUGUUCAUGUUUAAUUGAUCGCUCUCUCUAUCUAUCUAUAUAUAUAUAUAUAUUCAAGUUGUCAUUUUUCAUUCUUAUCAAUUAAUCGCAGUUGCUGCUGUUCAAUAGACAUAUUCAUUUAAGAAAUACUCUUUCUGUUGGCCAUUGCCGAGAGGAUUAUUUCCGAUUAAGAAGACCCGAUUAUCAACAAGAAGAUCGCCUUCAUCAUGACGAAAAUAACAAUGCUGAUAAUGUUAGGCCUUGCCGUGCUGCUUCUUACUGUGGGGGUGAGAACCGAACCCGAAAAAGUACAACACGCUGAACAUGAUCAUUAUUUUCAUGAACACUUCAAAAACGGGGCUCACAAUCCACAUUUUGACCAUUUAGCCAUCCUCGGUUCUAAAAAGGCUGAAGAAGAAUUUAAUGAACUGCCUCCGGAUGAAGCCAAAGAAAGACUUACACGUUUAAUUCCAAUGAUGGACCUGAAUAAAGAUGGCAAACUUGUUCUUCCUGAACUACAAUCUUGGAUCUAUAACUCUUUCAAAAAUCUGGACAAGGAUGAGAUUAAUGAAGAAUUUAGUAGCAUGGAUACUGAUGGAGAUAAGAAGGUCACUUGGGAAGAAUAUGUGCAUAAAUUUUAUUCAUAUACACCAGAAUUUCUGAAAGAAAUGAAAAUGAAAGGUGGACAAGAAAAUGAUGAAAUAUUAAAGGUCAUCCAAAGUAAGGUUUCUUCACAAGCAGGAAAGAUAAUUGAAGAUGAUGAAGAGAAAUUCAAAGUAGCUGAUCGAAAUAAGGAUGGAAAUUUGGAUGUAAGUGAAUUCCCAGCUGUUCUUCAUCCCUAUGACUAUGAUUUCAUGUAUGAUCAUGAAAUAAAACGAGCCCUUCGGGAACAUGACAAGAAUGGCGAUAACAAAAUAGAUUUAGCUGAAUAUGGCAUGGACAAUGAAAUGACACAAUCAGACGAAGCUGAAAAGAUUGCUGAGAAAGUGAAGUUUGGGGAGUUUGAUACAAAUAAAGAUGGUUUCUUAGAUACAGAAGAAAUGAAACCUUGGAUCAUCCCCUCUACAAUGGAAAAUUCCAAGGAAGAAGCUGAACAUAUUAUGGGUGAAGCUGAUACAAAUAAGGACAAUAUUCUUACCAAAGAAGAAAUUUUAGAAAACUUUGAGACAUUUGUGGGCAGUCAAGCUACUGAUUAUGGAAAACAUCUUCAUCUUGUUCACGAAGAAUUAUAAAACAUGUUGAUCAAACAAUUAACUAUAUAUCUUAAAACAAAAGUGUAUGUGUGUGAGUGUGUGUUUCAUUGUACGACCUGCAUUCAUUUGCACAAAUGCAUGUAUGAUUAGUGUGCAUGAUAUAGUGCUGUUCUCCAUGAUACCAGGAACUGGCACCUCUCCAGAACAGGCUACAUUUUUGGCUGCCUCAGUUUCACUUGUGAUACUAAAUACAUGUAUGUAUGAAUGUGAGUAAUGUUUGCUAUUUCAUGAAUUUUCUUUAUUUGAUUUGGGGAUAAGGAAUGGUUAUUAAAAUCUGAGAAAAUGAUUUACCACAGAAUUGAAAAUUUAGGGUUUCCCUAAUAUUUAGUUUCAUCUGUUGUUUUUUGUCUUUUUUUUCUUUUUGUAUUUUUUUCUCUCAUUUUGUAGUUUGGUUUGGUUUAUUUUUUUCUUUUACCGACUUCCAACUUGAAGAAAAAGCAGUUUUUCUUAAAAGUUCUUUGACUGUCAAAAUAUAGAUGUUUGCUUCAGCAGUUUUGUAGAUUUGCAGUUAGUCUAAUUCAGUUUAAAAUAGCAAAAGAAAGAAAAACUAUUAAAUUUUGUUGUGGCUUAAGAAUCACAGAAAUUUACAUCAAAAGUUUAUAGAAAAUUAUGAAUAUUCUUUGUUGAAUUACAGUUCAUAGAAUGUAUUGAAACAGGGGAAUUUGUUUUUUUUUUUUCAUUUAUGUUAUCAUAAAAUUAAUGUUUAGUUCUGUUAAUUUCACAUCUCUAAGAAUUUUCCUGUUAUUCAUAGUUGCUGUCUCAUUUUUACCCUUCAUCAAGAAUUACUGCAAGAAAUUUCAUAUUUCAACUGAUGAUUUAUAAAAAAGAAAGAAAAAAGUAGACCUGUUAACCACUGAGAAAUGAUUAACUCUGUCAAAGUCAUCCAGCUAUCUGUAGAGUGAUUUAUCAAACAAAUUUUCACAAAUGACCUCAAUUUGCCAAAUAAUUCAACUUAUGCUAGCAUGAAUCAGUAAAGUUAUUUUGGUUCAAGUGAGAAUAUUGUAGCCUCAUUGUUUGAAAGCUCUUCAAUUCUCAGUGCUGGAAGAGAUGUUAACAUUUAAUGAGUAAGGAUAACAUUGACUGAGGGCUAGAGAAAAUACUCUCACACACACUCACUCAUAUUCUCUCUCUCUGUCAUAAAACUUGGUGUAUGUGUGUGUUGUUUUUUAGGAUUGUAUUGCCAGUUUCUAGUCAGUCUUCCCUAAUUUUUAUUUAUAAUGCUGAAGACUUUAAAGAAAUAUUUUCAUAUUGUUAUUAACCAUGAUUGGUGGGCUUCCUAAAGAAGGAUUUCCUUUCUCUUGUGUCAACUCCAUAUUAGAACCAGAUUAUUUUACUUUGUAUUGAAAUGAUGUGAAGUUCAUGACUGAAGGAAAACAUGAACUUGUCCCCUAAAAAAAUAUAUAUCUCAGGUUUAUUUCAUGUGUAAGAAAACCCUUAUAAUUAGAAUAAUUAGUGGAUCUGAUAGAGUGAACCAAAAGACAGUUCUUCAGUUUGAAAUUCAAAUCACAAUGGAGAUUUUUGCUCCACCCUUCCAAGAUCAUUGAGUACCUGUAAAAGAAUAACCUGUUAUAAACAUAUUCCAUUCAAACCAAAGUUGUAAACACAUGUGUAAGAUGUGUAAAUUAUUCUUUAGUUAAAUGCUAUUGAAAGCAAAUCCACAAUUCAUUUCUUUAGUUGAAAGUGCUUCUGUUCUAUUUUCUAUGCUCUUAAGAAAUACAUAAACAUCAUAGCUACUCCAUUGUUCUUCCUCAAUAAUUCAAACACUUACAUAAGAUACAAUGUAAUUUUAGUUCCAUUGUGUAGCACUUGCGCAAGUGUUCCCUGCUAUAGCCCCAGACCAACCAAUGCUUUGAGUAAAUUUGGUGGAUAGAAAACUGUACUGAGUCUAUUGCAUAUGAGUGUGUGUUUAUAUCUGCACUUCUUGGAAAGUCAUUGAUAUGCAGGUGAUGACAUUAUUUUCUCCUGUCAACAGGUCAUCUGGUGACUCUGCAUUUUCCUUUGAAAAACAGUUAUGGGUUAGCAACAGGAAGAUAUCCAGCUGUAAGACAAUUCUUGAAUAAUAUAUUUGGAUAACCAUAUGUGCUUGGUCAUGUCAGUAAUUAUUUAAUAUCAUUGAAGUGUGUUGGAAAAUGAGUUUGUGCCAAUCUGUAUUGGUUUGUGUGUAUAAACACACAUACACACACACACACCAUAGAUGAUGGAAAGGUGAACUUUUAUGGCUUUAUAGUAUCCAAGUGAUCUUAAUUGGAACAAUGGAUUUUCAGUAUAAACUUAAGAGGACUUGUUAUGCUCAUGUCAUUUGGAAAACCAUCAUCUUGUAUCAACUGCUUCAUGUUGAAUGAAAGUAACAAUGACUAGUAACAGCAGAUAAGUGUAACAGUUAAAUGUGUGAAAAAUCAAUAAUCAACUGCUAGCAUUUUGUUGUACUUGGGCAAGACUCACAACCUUACUUGUCUCAGUCUUCAUUUCUAUUUUAUGGAAUCAUCAUUAAUUCCCUAACUAAAAAAAAAAAAGAAAAAUAGAAAUAUCACAUUAGACUCAUUAAGUAAAAACAGGAAUAACAGCAUAUUGCCAAAUAAAUGUGAAUUGGAUGGCAGCUAUUUUUAUUUUGGAAAAGUAUAUGAAAAAUAUGACAUAAUGGUGUUAUUGUACACUGUCUAUUGAUCAAGGUGUCACUCAGUACUGUAAGGUAGCCACAUCAUUGGUGAUGGAUAACUACAAGAAUGUCAGAUUUACAGAACUAAUUGUUCCUGAUUUGAAAUAUUGAUAAAAAUAUAAAUUGACUGAUUGGAAAAGAAAUUCAGUACAGAUUUUUAAAGUUUAACAAAAACGACUUGUGAAUAACACUAUAGUUUGCAAAACACAGGUCUUGUGGUUAGGGUGAUAACUUCUCAACAUACAGUGUUCUCAUGUUGCCUCUGUCUUUGGCUCAAAAAGUAUAAUUCUAUUUGGAAGGAAGAUGUAAUUUUCCAAGACAAUUCAUUAAAGACAUCUCAGUUACCUUGAAUACUUCAUGUUUGUAUGGCAGUGUGUGUGUAUGUAUAUAUGUUCAUGUGUGAAGGAUGUUUAACGGUUGUUUAUUUAAGCAUUGAAGAUAUUGUUCCAAGGUGAUCAAUUUUGUUCAGACUAAAAUGUUGUGAAACUGAUCUUCCUUAAUACUUAUUUGACAAAUACACUCAGUUGUAGUACCUUUUUGAACAAACCAAUAAAACAGUUAAAAUUAUA
Molecule: messenger RNA, 4513 nt
Organism: Octopus sinensis (East Asian common octopus)
Lineage: Eukaryota; Metazoa; Mollusca; Cephalopoda; Octopoda; Octopodidae
Product: reticulocalbin-2
Exons: 7
Coding region: 263-1267 (334 amino acids)
Cellular component (GO): endoplasmic reticulum
Molecular function (GO): calcium ion binding
Source: RefSeq, a predicted model, not a curated record